Gigantopelta aegis is the source of this 4621-nucleotide messenger RNA. RefSeq lists its product as uncharacterized. The record is from RefSeq and is a predicted model, not a curated record. The transcript is spliced from 10 exons. The coding region runs from base 381 to 3266 and encodes 961 amino acids. Gene Ontology annotation, molecular function: RNA polymerase II cis-regulatory region sequence-specific DNA binding; nuclear receptor activity; zinc ion binding. Gene Ontology annotation, biological process: positive regulation of transcription by RNA polymerase II; cell differentiation; hormone-mediated signaling pathway. Lineage: Eukaryota; Metazoa; Mollusca; Gastropoda; Neomphalida; Peltospiridae.
CCGGGGUCAUGGUCAGAUAUUUGUGAUACAAACAAGAGUUAGGUAAAUCUUCAGUCGAAAUAACCGAUGUACCUUUUUAAUUUAUCAAACACGGUUAUAUAACAUCUGACAAGACGAGAAACCUCGAAACACUACAAGUUGCGUAGCGUGUAAACUGUAACUGUGUAAGCAAGUGGUAACAUCAAAGCUCUGUAGAAGACAGACGGAGACGAAGUCGGUCGACUCGACAAGUCGAUGUACUCCUGUAGUGUAACAAUAGUGUAAAAGUAGUGGGUCACAGGAAUCAUGGAGGCCACAGAUCGAAGAUAUUUUCAACCAAUCAAGAAGCCACAGAAAAUGAUGAAACGAUUGGAUUUGUUUUUCAUUUUCACAUAGACGCGAUGAUUUGUCACAAGAAGGACAACGAGCUAGGCAUGCAACAGGAGCCUGUGGUGCUAGGAACAACUGCAGGUGCAUGUGUACCACCUGUUUCAGCCAAUAGCAGUGCUUGUUACUUCUCUACCACGUCGUCCACCUACCAACCACAUGAAUCACCACAGUGUACGAGAAGCAAAAACACUUGUCACGAGGACGGGGAAAAUAUUUAUUCGUCAUUGCAGUCAUGGUAUGUAAGAAAUUAUCCCUUGCCUCCCAAGAAGAUUUUUUCUUUCAUGGAAAAGAAACGAUCUUUACUGAAUGAAGAUGAUCCAGGUGUUCGGAAUGAGGUUGCAGAACCUCUGACUUUGAAUGCGGAGUGCGAUCUUCAGCCGUCCAACAUUGCCAUCCAAACAAAUUCUUCAGAAGCUCAGACACAUCUAAAUGAUGUCACGGAUUUGGACUCUGAUACUCGAACGUAUACUGUGCUUGAAAGCCGUAGUGACAUACAAGUUGAAAAACAUUGUUCAGACCUCCCAAAUCAACACAGGCAGCAGUUCCUACACACUUGUGAUGUUGUCAUGGAUCAUGACAUGUUUGUGUCAAAUGGCCAUAGUGAUAGCUGUCAUAUAUCGGAACCAGAAGCUAAAAUCAAUUAUGGUGGAUCAGACCAGUCGGUGAUACCGUCUCCAGAACCGUACAAUGAAGUGUUGAUUCACAAUUUAAACAACUGUAGAAGUAAAGCCGAAUCUGGAUAUGUAACCAACAUUCCGUGUGACGCUAACUCCAAUAUGUCGGUUUCUGAUGACAGUCCGUCACAGAGUCAGUACAGCUAUUAUGACUGGAACAUGUUGCCAACAAACAAAAAGAAAAAACCGAGUUCAUUAUCGUCUGGCAGCUACUUAUCAUCUGUGUCCUCAUCCCCGUCCCCACAAGUCCCUGAUGAUGAUGUAAUGACUGGGGUUACCCUCACAAAAGCAGGAAAAGCUUUCUUCCUAGAGGCUUCCAACAGCAGUAUCUUCAAACAGAAAUAUUUUCCAUUAUCCAGGGACAAAAUUGAUUUUGAAAGCUCGCUUCUUUCUAAGAUUUUGCCACAGCAUAAGAACUCUAACUUGGCCAAGAGUGAAGUGCUGUUAUCUGCACUGGACCAGUGUGCAACAACUAACCACGGUUACUCACAAGAUGACAGUCUGAAUGAUUCAACGAGCAUGGCUGCUAGGAAGGUGAUACCUGCAGAUGAGAAAGAUGUUUUGCAUUCAGCAAGAGAUAAUAAACACUCAACAAGAAGUCAUAGGCAUUCAGCAGGUGAUGGUAAACAUUCAGCAGGUGAUGGUAAACAUUCAGCAGGUGAUGGUAGGCAUUCAGCAAGGAAUGCUAGAAACUCGGAAGUUAGUGAUAGACACUUGGAUGGAGAAGACCUAGAUACCUCAUGUAAAUCUGAAGAUAUCUCAGCUGUCCCUGCUAGCAAUGAGGUAAAGAUGAGCCGGCGGACGUCCACAGUCGGUAUUCAGUCCGAUGAAUUAUGCCAGGUGUGUGGUGAUGUGGCAGCAGGAUUCUACUGUGGAGCAUUCAUCUGUGAGGCUUGUAAGAAAUUUUUUGUCCGGACCUGCAAACAAGAUAAAGUCAAAUAUGCCUGCCACAAAAACCAAUGUUGUAAAAUAACAAAAGAAAACCGAAUUCGAUGUCAAUACUGCAGAUACCAGAAGUGUUUGUCAGUGAACAUGCAAAACCCAGCAGACCACCAGACUAAUUUAAAACCAGAUGUUAGCAACAUUCCAUGUCGUGUUUGUGGGGGACCAUCAUCAGGAUUUCACUUUGGGGCACUCACCUGUGAAGGGUGCAAGGGUUUCUUCCGGCGAAUGGUAAAAGAGCGAUCGCCGAGUAUGUAUCAAUGUCUGAAAGACAACGACUGUAACAUCAACAUGUUCACUCGCAACAUUUGUAAAUCUUGCCGUUACAAGAAGUGUACUGAAGUGGGAAUGUCAGUAGAAGGAAGUCGAAUUGGAAGGCAGCCCAACUCUGUAAAGCAUGCAAUAUCUCUAGAAGCAAACAACCUGAAGCCUUCUGAUAAUCUGUUGUCCAAGAGCUGCAACAUGGAGGGGAAUUCUGAGCCUGAUGAUGUUGCCAUGGAUACAAGUACCAUGCCAAGUGAGGAUGUCCCUGUUGAUCAACAGCUGGUGAAGAUUAAACAGGAACCUCUCUGUUUACCUGAUGACAUGAAAACACUUCAGACUGAACUUCAAUUGGCCAUCAAGAACUUUUCUGAACUCACCAGGGAAAAGUUUACAUGUGAUAUCAGUAAGUUGAGUACAAUGGAAGGAGCCUGGGAUCAAAUGAUGGAUCACCUGGAGGUUUCCGCUAAAUGUACCAUCACAUUUGCCAAGAAAGUGCCAGGUUUCAAAUCUCUCGUAAUUGAAGAUCAGAUAUUGCUUAUGCAGCUGGCCACUUACCCCAUCUCGCUGCUCAAUUUCGCUUGCCAGUACGAUGUCAACAAGGGAGAUAAUGCCUCGCUUUGCUUUACCAGGGCAGAAGAGAAGAUGUUGGUAAAGUUUUUCCCAAUGCUCAACAUUCUGCCUGCACACCACAACCACAUUGGCUUUAUGAUGAAGCAUUUGGGUAUCGACCCCACCGAGUUGUCCAUCAUGUGUGCUUUGAUUCUGUUCUGUGAUGAGUGCGAGAUUUUGAAAGAAAAUUGGAAGGUCAAGGAAUGGCAUGAUUAUUAUAUUGAGUGCCUUCAAGAAUAUACGAUGUCGGCUUACACAGAUGGUGAGACCCGAUUUGGAGCGCUACUGCUUCGACUGGGCGAGCUGACAAUGAACUCUAUGCAGCACAACAAAACCAUCAUGACCAUCAUCGCGUCUCAUCCCCAUCUACAGGUCAACAUUCUCUUCAAAGAAAUCUUCGCUGUGUGAAAAAUAAACUAACGCAUUUCUGUUUUGUUAAUGUUAUGGAUUGUAUUAAUGCUAAAUUCUUAUGUGCAUUUGUAUAUGCAUAUGUGUGUGUGUGUGUGUGUGUGUGUGUGUGUGCUUUUGAAUGUAUCAAUAUAGUAGGAUUUAGUGAGCGUGCUGGUUUUUAUGGUUCGACUGGUAUAUCGAAGGAUGUGGUAUGUGCUAUCAUGUUUUUGAUAUGAUGCAUACAAGCCCUGCAAUUAAGAAACCGGACACUCUCACUUUAAGAAGAAAGAAGAUAUAAUGGUUAAAACACAUAAUAAUAAAUUGAUAAAUAAAUAAAUAAUCAAACAAACAACAAACAAAACAAAACAAAACAAAACAAAACAAAACAAAACAAAACAAUAAAUAAACAAAUAAAAUAAAUAAAUACAUGGGGGGGGGGGGUGUAAAUCUAUACUAGCGCGAAUCAAAAUGAUUAAUUAGUCGAUAUGCUCUAGUGGUGUCAUGGAAAAAACAACAACUUGAAGUAGCUCUCAGUACAUUUCAUAUCAAAUAGAAAAGGUACAUAACUCUACUAGGGUCCGUUGUUUUAAUGUACAUCUUACGGAUGAUUGUUAGUGCUAUACAUAUGUGAUAACGGUUGAUUGUACUGUGUGUGUGUGUGUGGUGUGCGUGUGUCUGUUUUGUUAAAGGUACAUUAUCAUGGUUGCAAAGUGCCAUAUGUCAUUUUAGUGAAUUGAUCCUAUACAUAAUCUUUAUCUCAGAAUAUCAGAAUUGUUACAUGCUGUCACUGGGUGUAAAAUUGUUCAUAGUGGUCUAAUUUUUAUUUAUUCACGGACUAGUGCAGUCAACAAAUUUAAGAACAAUGAAAAUAUAAUUUAUGAUACUACUUUUUCAAUACCAAUGUAAUGUGGUUUUUGUUUAGCAAAACCAUGAGAUCUAAACCGAUGAAAAUAAUGGAUUUCACAGUACUCCAAAACUAGCUGUCGUGUUUUCUAGCUGAAUCCAUUGUGUUUUUCAUUGACCCUCUUAGAUACAUUAACCUUCUUUAACUGCAAUGAAUUAUAGGUAGACAUUGUAUGCAAAACAUGUACAUAUAACAAUUUAAAAAGUACAAAAUAUAAUAAUAAAUUUUGUUCCAACAAUAAAGGAAUGUGUAGUUGAAGGUAUAGAGUUUGUAUUUAAUAUAAAAGUUUAUUUAUACUAUUGGCAGGAAACUGCCGUCAUGCAACUUUGAUAGAGCCUCUUUAAUGUGUGUGUAUGUUAUCUAUGAUGUUUGUGCCAUAAAUUUAUUAUUAUUAUUAAUUAUAUUAAUGCACAAAUCUGUUACUGUACUUCUUAUUUAUUAUUAAUAACGAAGUAAAUUAUUGCUCAAU